CUUUUCCUUUUAGAAAAAGUACCCCUGCCGAAAUAAAACCCCACAAAAGGUAAAACCACUGGUUCCACCAAGUCGAUCUCUUCCUAUCUCUCUUGCAUUCCACAGGUAAGCGGCGAGGGAAGCAAAGACCAACGCACCGUCUCUGCCUCUUUCAACGACACUUUCACCAUUAUUCUCUACAGGAUCAGUUUGACGAAUUGAUGGCGUCCAAGUUGAAUCAGUUGCAGUCUAAGGCAUGUCAGGCAUCGAAGUUUGUUGCCAAGCACGGAACUGCCUACUACAAGCAAUUGUUAGAGCAGAAUAAGCAAUAUAUUCAGGAGCCUGCUACUGUUGAGAAGUGCAAUUUGUUGUCAAAGCAAUUGUUCUACACUCGUCUUGCUAGUAUUCCUAAUCGAUAUGAAUCAUUCUGGAAGGAACUUGAUUAUGUGAAGAAUUUAUGGAAGAACAGGCAGGAGCUGAAGGUUGAAGAUGCUGGUAUUGCUGCUUUGUUUGGUUUGGAGUGUUUUACUUGGUUUUGUGCUGGUGAGAUUGUGGGAAGAGGAUUUACUAUCACUGGCUACUAUCCUUGAGGAGAACAGCUUCACAGAAUGUGUUCCCGAGGAUUCUGCUGUCAUUUCGUGAUUGAUCACAGGCACUGUACUUGCAAAUUUUUGUUUUUUCUGCAAAAUUUUUGAAGCUGAGAAAUCAGUGGGCUUCUGUGAUUGCCUCAAUAAUUUUACAAUGAAGCCGCAUAGGAUGUUAUUAUGCUUCCAUUAACUUGUUGAAAAUCACAAGUACUCAUGGAUGAUGAUAUAAUGCUGCGAGUUUUUCGUUGGCUUACCUUUCUACUUGAUCAAGCUUCACGUUUAAA
This is a messenger RNA of Jatropha curcas, 850 nucleotides long. RefSeq lists its product as uncharacterized. NCBI's taxonomy places the organism in Eukaryota, Viridiplantae, Streptophyta, Magnoliopsida, Malpighiales, Euphorbiaceae. The record is from RefSeq and is a predicted model, not a curated record. Gene Ontology annotation, biological process: proton motive force-driven ATP synthesis. Gene Ontology annotation, molecular function: proton transmembrane transporter activity.